Molecule: messenger RNA, 1104 nt
Organism: Sphaeramia orbicularis (orbiculate cardinalfish)
Lineage: Eukaryota; Metazoa; Chordata; Actinopteri; Kurtiformes; Apogonidae
Gene: avpr2l
Product: arginine vasopressin receptor 2, like
Exons: 2
Coding region: 1-918 (305 amino acids)
Biological process (GO): regulation of systemic arterial blood pressure by vasopressin; positive regulation of vasoconstriction; G protein-coupled receptor signaling pathway
Cellular component (GO): plasma membrane
Molecular function (GO): peptide binding; vasopressin receptor activity
Source: RefSeq, a predicted model, not a curated record
AUGGAUACCAGCAGCAGCAGCAACAGCUCUGAGAAGGUAACGCAUGUGGAUGAAGAAGUGUAUGGACGCUUUGCGCUCAUUCGUGCUGGAGUUUUAGGACUGGUGUUUGUUCUCGCAACAAGUGGCAAUGUUUUCUUUUUGUUCACACUUUGGAGGAGGCGAAAAAGAAGUACAAGAACCCAGCUGUUUCUCUUCCAUCUGUGUUUGGCAGAUCUGGUGGUCGCCUUUUUCCAAGUCCUACCGCAGUUAUCCAUUGAAAUUACGCACAGGUUCAGAGGCACUGAUUUCUUGUGCCGGUCUGUAAAAUACCUGCAGGUGGUUGGAAUGUUUGCCUCCGCAUAUAUGAUAGUGGCUAUGACCAGAGACCGGUACCAUGCUGUUUGCAAACCGAUGGUUUCCUUCUUGAAGGGCUCGUUUAAGAGAUACUACAGUAUAGGCGCAGCGUGGAUGAUCUCCCUCGCGUUCAGCUCACCUCAGCUCUUCAUCUUCUCUCUCCAGGAGGUCGAGGAAAACCAGUUCGACUGCUGGGCUUCAUUCAUAGAACCAUGGGGGAGCAGGAUAUACAUCACCUGGAUCACUCUGUCUGUGUUUGCUCUUCCUGCUGUUGUUUUACUCUAUUGUCAAAUGAGAAUAUGCACAACAAUCUACUUCAACAUGAAGAAAAAAGCGCUGCAGGGAAGACGCACACUGCGCACAGGUACGAAGGGGGUGUCCAACGCCAUGCUGAAGACUGUGAAAAUGACAUUUGUCAUUAUACUGGCAUACACAGUGUGUUGGAGUCCAUUUUUUGUUGUCCAACUGUGGUCUGCAUGGAGUCCAAGCAGUGCACCAACAAAAGGUCCAGUUUUUGUCAUCAUCAUGUUACUGGCCAGUCUCAACAGCUGCACCAACCCUUGGAUAUACAUCUACUACAGCUAAACAGUUCCAGACUGUUCCAACUAUUCAUUUACAUGGAUUGGACAUAUACAAGCCAGGGUCUGAUCUGAAGAUCUGGAUGGAUUACACCCAGAAAACCAAGAAAAAAAAAAAAAAAAAAACUAUGGGGUUAAAACAUGUUGUUGGAACAACAGGACUUAAAAAAUUACUGUUGUAAAAUGUACUGUU